Molecule: messenger RNA, 2391 nt
Organism: Lodderomyces elongisporus
Lineage: Eukaryota; Fungi; Ascomycota; Pichiomycetes; Serinales; Debaryomycetaceae
Exons: 1
Coding region: 1-2391 (796 amino acids)
Cellular component (GO): cytoplasm
Molecular function (GO): protein binding
Source: RefSeq, a predicted model, not a curated record
AUGACUGAUAUCCCCAUCACAUUUGAAAAUUCACCAACUCUACAUGAGCAAUAUCAACGUGACUUAUCUAGUGAACACAGCUCCAUAGCAAAACAUAAAGCUAAUCAACAGCCGCAUCCGUUUCCUCAAAUCGACCCAAAGAGAAAUGGAAUUCUUCGUCUAAAGAAUAGUACUUUGCAUUUGAAAAAUGGGAACUUACCACAUUCUGUUCAACGGAACGAGUCACCUACCUCAACAGAUUCAGCAGCGGCUACAGCCAGAAGACGAUCUAAUUCCAAAUCACAGGUUGUGAAUAUUCCCACUAAGCCUAAAACUACUGCUUCUACUGCCUCCUCCUCAUCAUCAUCAUCAUCAUCAUCAUCAUCAUCAUCAUCAUCAUUGUCGGCGUCAUCGGGAGCAGAAGUAGGAACGGCAAAUGCUUCUUCAUCAAGGGUUGCUACAUCAUCUCCCUUAUCAUAUAUUCAACCAAAAAAACGGAAUCAAGUGCAAUAUUACGUGACUUUAUUACCACUCAAUGAUACAUUUACGAAAAAACAUCUCCCAGUGGCCACGUAUCCAGAAACAACGAAAUUGGGUCGACCCACAGGAACAAAAUAUAAACCGGAAGUGACUAAUGGUUACUUUGACUCAAGAGUUUUGAGUCGAAACCACGCGCAAAUAUAUAUAGACCUGACUAAUGGCAAGAUGAUGUUACAAGAUUUAGGUUCGUCCAAUGGUACUUAUUUGAAUGACGUGAGAUUAAAUAAAGAGCCAACCGAAGUAAAAGUUGGUGAUAUAGUAUGUCUCGGAUUUAAUGUCCAAGCUGAGUCAACUCAUAAACAAAUUAGCUUAAAAGUUGAGAAUUUGAGCUUGGUCACAAACACGCCAUCUAGUUUAGCAAUGCGAGCACUGGGUAUAGCAAAUACUCAGUUUGAUACCCCUGAAUUCAAACAUUUGGCAUUUGUUGAGGAGAUUUAUCGGAAAAUUAACGCAGAAGUGGAUAUCAAAAGUGGGACAAAGAAGAAUGACGGGAACGGUAAUGGUAAUGGAAAUAAAGAAGAGUGGAACAAUGAACAUGGAAAUUUUAAUAGUGCAACAAGAAACCGUCACGACAAAGUCCGGAAUAUUGACAAGCGACUAAGUUUCGAUAGUGCUAUGUUUGGAGAUGUGAAUUCUGAGUUGGAAGACGAUCUUUUGGGGCUUUUUUCCACCGAAAAUUCAGGGAUUUAUAAUAAUUCGCAAGUAACAAACACCAGUACGUUGGAAAAUGUUAUCACCCUCUUGGCUUUGAGCUCUACCCAAGUGAAACAGCAGACCUCGGCACUUGAUUCAAUUCAAUCUUUUCUCACAAACUACAAGCGGGACUUGGAUAGUUUGAACAAAAAGCAUUUAGAAGAACAGCUCAACAUCAAGUGGAGAGUAUUUGAAGGCCAAUUGCAAGAAGAGAGAACCCGCAAUGAAGAAUUGAAAGCGCAACUAGCACGUGUGGAACAGAAAAAUUCUAAGCGAAUAGUACAACUUGAAGAAAAGGUGCAAGCUGUAGAAAGUGAAAAGGCAGACCUUUAUGAGGCCAGAGAGGUACUAAAACUGAGAGUAGAAGCUUUGGAAGAGCAGCACGACUCUGAUGCACAAAAAAUCAAGGAGCUUCAAUUGGAGUUGAUCAAUGCAAAACAACUGCAAAGAAAGGAAAUAGAAACAAAUUCGAAGCAUAUUUAUAAUAAUGAUGGAAAAUCUACAAAGGAAGAGAUGUACAACAAGGAGGAUGACACAAAUGGCAAAACAAACGAUCAUUCUAUAUACAACCACGGUGACAACGAUGCUGACAGCAACAAUGACCAUACAGGGUUUUCGGAUGCUACAAGCUCGCAUGAUAUAGUAUCAGAUGCAAUUAAUGGCUUUAUACAAGACCUUUCAAGAACGCCUUCAGUACGUGAUAACUUAAAGUGCUUUGAAGGUCAAGGUGCGAAUAAGAAUACCUCGUUGAUGAAAGAGACUAUAGAAUUAACUCCUCCGCUGUCUGAUGAGGAGAUAAGCGAUUCAGAAGAACAUGAUUCUGUAAGACAUAAUCCCGGCAGCAGAAUUAUACGAGAGCCACGUAAAUCGUCCAGAGAACUAUAUUCUGAGAAUUUAUCUUCUUCUUCCAUCAUUACUACGCAUUGUCUUCCCGGAGACGUUGAACCGUUUCCAAAAGUUGAGGAUUCUUCAUCAUCGUCAUCAUCUCGACUGACUCAGUCUGAUGUUGCAAUGUCAAAUGUGAGUUCGACUGCAAUGCAUUCUUCUAAUAGUGGACUUACUGGCUCGAAAUUAUCACUUAUUAAAUUGUCACCCCAGGAUAAGCAACGAGUGCUGACUAUGGUGAUUGCUAUGUCUGCAAUGUUGAUUGGUUUCUACUUGCAACGAUUGGUUAAUUAG